CAGCCGGGGGAAGAGCAGCCGAGGGAGCAGAGACCGUGAGAGAGCCGGCGGGCAGAAACGAGCCGGAGCCGGACGGAACCACGAUGUAUUUGCAGCUCUGUCCUGACACCUUGCGGCCUCUGCUGGCCGGCCUGUUGCUGCUGCUCUGCGUCCCGGGAGCACACGCGGCAAAAUGCCCACGGCAGUGCAUGUGCGACCAGAUCCAGCUCACGGUGGCCUGCGUCAACAAGAACCUGACCCAAGUUCCUCCCACUGUUGACGAGAUCACAGUGAAGCUGGACCUGCGGGGUAAUGACAUCCAGGAGUUGCCCACCGGGGCGUUCAAACACACCCCCUACCUGACCCACCUGUCCCUGCAGCGCUGCAACACCCGCACGGUGAAGGAGGGAGCUUUCCGCAGCCUGGGACGCCUCGUCUUCCUCAACCUGGCCAACAACAACAUUGAGAUUCUCUAUCAGGAGUCGUUUGACGGCCUUUCCUCGCUCAAGCAGCUCAUGAUCGACCGAAACCGCGUGGAGGAGAUCCAGCCCGGAGCUUUCUCUCAGCUCGGCUUCCUCAACCUGCUCUCCCUCACACACAACCAGCUGGUCUACAUCCCCAACAUGGCCUUCCAGGGUUUGCAGAACAUCAAGUGGCUUCGUCUCAGUCACAACUCUCUGAACUACCUGGACACCGAGGCGUUCGCCGGUCUGUUCACCCUCACCCGGCUCAGCCUGGACCACAACGAGCUGCAGUUCUUCCCCACUGAGACCAUGACCAGACUGCCAGAGGUGACCCGCCUGGAUCUGAGCUACAAUCCCAUGACCUACCUGGGGGAGGAGGCGGUGUCCAUGGCCAAGCUCACCCACCUCUUCCUGGACCACAUGUCCCUGCAGGACCUGGCCAACACAGCCAUAUCCAAAUCCCCCAGCCUGACCCACCUGGACCUCAGCCACAACCAGCUCCGCGUCCUGCAGCCUUUCUCCGCAGGCUCGCCCAAGCUGGCACGCCUCAACUUGGCCGGCAACCCCAUCUACUGCAACUGCUACCUGCGGCCCCUGAGGGAGUGGGCGAUCCGCAGUAAGGUGAAGCUGCUCGGGGCGUGUGGCGGGCCGGCCCACUUCUCCGGGGAGAAUCUGGACUCCAUCCACCCUCCAGAGCUGCGCUGUCAGAGCCAGGAGGCCAUGCUGAAGGCCGAGUUCGAGGAGGCCGCCAGGAUCACGCCGCCGCCCACCGAAGAGCCAGAGAACAAGGUCAAGUGUCCCGCAAACUGCGCCUGCGAGGGCGACACACACCACUCCUCCUGUGAGAACCGCGGUCACACCAAAGUGCCGCGCGGUUUCUCUCCCGACACGCGGCUCCUCGACCUGCGAGGGAACCACUUCCACUACAUCCCGGCCAACAGCUUCCCCGGCGUGGCCCAGGUCGUGUCCCUGCACCUGCAGCGCUGCAAGAUCGUGGAGGUGGAGGGCGGGGCCUUCAGCGGCAUGAAGGGAUUAAUCUACCUGUACCUGUCCGAGAACGAGCUCUCCUCCCUCAGCCCUGACGCCUUUAAAGGUCUCCCUCAGCUGACGUACCUCCACCUGGAGAAGAACCGCUUCACCAGCUUCCCUAAAGGAGCCUUCAAGCUGCUGCCCGGCCUGCUGGCGCUUCACCUGGAGAACAACGGCAUCACCAAGCUGGAGGCGGGCACCCUGCUGGGGGCCGAGAGGCUCAGGGGCCUCUACGUCAGUGGAAACGCCAUCAGUCAGGUGUCGCCCCGGGCCAUGGAUCAGGCCAACGAUCUGGACACGCUCCACCUGGGAGGGAAUAAGCUGAAGGAGGUUCCCACCGAGGCCCUGAGCAAGGCGCCGAACCUCGGGGAGCUGAGGCUGUCUGGGAAUCCCAUUCGCUGGAUCGGGCCGAACGCUUUCCAGCCUUUAACCAGGUCACUGAAGGACCUGUACCUGGACAAAAUGGGACUGGAGAAGAUGUCCCGGGACUCCCUGGUGGGUCUGGGUCCGAGGCUUAGGAGUCUUUAUCUGGAGGGGAACCAGCUGGAGGAGGUGCCUGACCUCCACCCUCUGACCACCCUGGAGGUCAUCAACCUGGCCGACAACCCUCUGCUGUGUGACUGCCCCCUGCUGCCGCUACGCAUGUGGAUUGAGAAAGUCAACCUGAAGGUGCGUGCCACCUGUGCCAACCCCCCUGAGCUGAAGGGUCGCAGGGUCAAGGACGUCCACAUCUUCAAGGCCUGUCCCGGCGGGGAGAGCCUCCCCUCCUCGCCAACCAUCACCACCACAAAACUCUCCAAGGCGCCCAAGUCCACCAAACCCAAACCGGCGCACCUCAACUACCCGCGGCAGGUCAAAAUGCUCAAAGCCAGAUCCAAACUCCGCAAGGGUCCGAACCCAACGCCCGCGGCAGCCAGGAAACCCACCCGGCGCAGGGUGGCUUGAGACUAUGGCCACGGAGGACCUCAGGCUUCUGGACUGAUGCUGAGGUCUGCGGAGUCGAGCUUGAUUUAGGCCAAACACAAACUGACACCUGCUGAAAAUGAAUGAAGUCAAACCAUGGAUUGAACUCUUCCGCUUCUGAAACUCCACUGUGACGCCUGCCACCCAGGGAUGUUCCAGCUGCUGAGGCGGUGUUGUACUUGGUGUCUCUCCUGUCAGUUUUUCAAACACUUUUUUUUAGCCCAUUCUGUACACUUUUUCCUUUUUGUUGCUUAAUCAACACAAGCUGAGGUGGCCAGAAAAAGUAUUUUACCCAGGGAACGAGCAUGUGUGCUCUUUUUCAGCACUUCCCUGCUUCUCUGUUCAUGAAACACACAUCAAGCUGUCUAAUUCAACCACAUUGUUGGACGUUGUUUAAGUGGCAGACUGAAGGUCUUUAGGUCAGCGUUGGUAAAUGUUAGUUCAAUUUGGUGCAACAGAAAGCAAGAGUUGUUUAAAAUACUCUUCAGUCUAACAAAGCUGUCCCGUGUCAGUCUAUUUGUAUUAAAAAACAACAAUGUAUGUCUUCAUGCUAGUUUUUCUAAACCACUACACUCAAAUUGUACUGAAUUCACUGAAUUUCAAUUCCCAAAUAUCAAUUGUGAAAAUAAUCAGCAUAUUAGGUUCAGUGUUUUAAUCAGUGAUUGUACAUUUACAAAGCAAAAAAUCUGGAUAUAAACAGGGAAUAAUAAAACAUAUUACAACACA
This is a messenger RNA of Myripristis murdjan (pinecone soldierfish), 3161 nucleotides long. RefSeq names its product chondroadherin-like b (gene chadlb). Gene Ontology annotation, cellular component: plasma membrane. Bases 84 to 2417 code for a protein of 777 amino acids. Lineage: Eukaryota; Metazoa; Chordata; Actinopteri; Holocentriformes; Holocentridae. The record is from RefSeq and is a predicted model, not a curated record. Gene Ontology annotation, molecular function: protein binding. The transcript is spliced from 11 exons.